UUGAACAUUAAAAUUGUUGUGCGUCAGAGGUUCGAAAUUCUGUGUGUGUUUCUAGGUACCUAUAUUGUUUAUGUUUUGAAUAAAAGUUUUUUACUCAUAAUUUAGACUUCGCAGCCGGCUGUUAGAGUACAGGACAAUCAAGGGGCUAGCGCAACGAUCCCACUCACUUUAUCUUGCAGCACCACCCAGCAUAGAUUCGAACAUACAACAACUGGCUUGUUAGACCAGAAUUGUACCGCAAAGCUAACUGACUGGCUCACAGGAAGGUAAAGCUGAUACAAUCGGCUAGUUUUUACCGUUCUUCGCUUAAUAUCGUCAUCUAACGAGUUUCGCUGAAAAUUACAAAAAAGAAACAAGUAAUAUGAUCGAGAACGGUGAUUAUGCCGUGCAAUACGGUGGUGAAGACGCUUAUAUGGAGCAAGAAGAGGAAUGGGAACGCGAAGGACUGCUUGAUCCUGCAUGGGAAAAACAGCAGAAAAAGACUUUCACUGCGUGGUGCAAUAGCCAUUUGCGAAAAGCUGGAACAUCUAUCGAAAAUAUUGAAGAUGACUUUCGCAAUGGACUCAAACUCAUGCUGCUACUGGAAGUUAUCUCGGGUGAAACACUACCCAAACCAGAUCGCGGCAAAAUGCGGUUUCACAAGAUUGCUAACGUUAACAAAGCGUUAGAUUUUAUUGCGUCCAAAGGAGUUAAAUUGGUAUCUAUAGGAGCAGAAGAAAUCGUAGACGGCAAUUUAAAAAUGACUUUGGGUAUGAUCUGGACUAUAAUUCUACGAUUUGCAAUUCAGGAUAUCUCCGUCGAAGAAAUGACCGCCAAGGAAGGUUUGCUUCUAUGGUGUCAACGUAAAACAGCUCCCUAUAAGAAUGUUAACGUACAGAACUUCCACCUUAGUUUCAAGGAUGGUUUGGCAUUUUGUGCUUUAAUUCAUCGUCACAGACCUGAUUUAAUAGAUUAUUCCAAACUCUCCAAAGACAAUCCUCUAGAGAAUCUUAAUACCGCUUUCGAUGUGGCUGAGAAAUACUUGGAUAUUCCAAGGAUGCUGGAUCCAGACGAUCUGCAGAAUACCGCAAUGCCGGAUGAACGGGCUGUCAUGACCUACGUGUCGUCGUAUUACCAUUGCUUCAGUGGCGCACAAAAGGCGGAGACAGCUGCCAAUCGUAUCUGUAAAGUGUUGAAAGUCAACCAGGAAAAUGAAAGGCUUAUGGAGGAAUAUGAAAGGUUGGCGAGUGAUCUAUUGGAGUGGAUUCGUCGCACUAUGCCUUGGUUGAACUCCAGACAGUCGGAUAGUACACUGGCCGGCGUACAAAAAAAACUGGAAGAAUAUAGAACAUACCGGCGCAAGCAUAAACCACCACGUGUUGAACAGAAAGCAAAACUGGAGACCAACUUCAACACAUUGCAAACAAAAUUGCGCCUUUCGAACCGACCAGCCUAUAUGCCGACUGAAGGUAAAAUGGUAUCUGAUAUUACAAAUGCCUGGAAAGGUUUAGAGCACGCCGAGAAAGCUUUUGAGGAAUGGCUUUUGGCAGAAACCAUGCGUUUGGAGCGGUUGGAACAUUUAGCUCAAAAGUUUAAACACAAGGCUGAUACACAUGAAGAAUGGACAAAAGGAAAAGAAGAAAUGCUUCAAUCUCAAGAUUAUCGUAAUUGCAAGCUUAAUGAACUUAAAGCACUCAAAAAGAAACAUGAAGCUUUUGAAUCUGAUUUGGCAGCUCACCAAGAUCGUGUUGAACAAAUCGCAGCUAUUGCGCAGGAAUUAAACUCAUUGGAGUAUUACGAUUGCGUUUCUGUUAACGCGCGUUGUCAACGCAUUUGUGAUCAAUGGGACCGUUUAGGGGCUCUUACACAACAUCGUCGUCAAGGUCUUGAUGAAGCGGAACGUAUUCUGGAAAAGAUUGAUUUACUGCACUUGGAAUUUGCCAAACGCGCCGCUCCCUUCAACAACUGGUUAGAUGGAGCACGUGAGGAUCUUGUCGACAUGUUUAUUGUUCACACAAUGGAGGAGAUUCAAGGGCUUAUUCAAGCGCAUGAUCAAUUCAAGGCCACUCUUGGAGAGGCAGAUAAAGAAUUCAAUGUUAUAGUAGGAUUAGUGCGUGAUGCUGAGGCUAUUGUUAAGCAAGAACAAGUGCCUGGAGGGUUGGUCAAUCCAUAUACAACCCUGACAGCUGAUGCUGUUAGCAGAAAGUGGUCGGAAGUAAGAGCAUUGGUUCCACAAAGAGAUCAAACACUGGCGAAUGAAUUACGCAAACAACAAAAUAAUGAGAUGUUGCGUAGACAAUUUGCCGAAAAGGCUAAUAGCGUUGGUCCAUGGAUCGAACGCCAAAUGGAUGCAGUUACAGCUAUUGGAAUGGGUAUUUCAGGAUCAUUAGAAGAGCAGUUGCAUAGACUGAAAGAAUACGAACAAGCAGUUUACGCGUAUAAACCAAGCAUUGAAGAGUUGGAGAAAAUACACCAAGCUGUUCAAGAAUCGAUGAUUUUUGAAAAUCGUUACACACAUUAUACGAUGGAAACUUUGCGUGUUGGUUGGGAACAAUUAUUAACGUCCAUAAAUAGAAAUAUCAACGAGGUUGAAAAUCAAAUACUUACCCGCGAUUCAAAGGGUAUCACACAGGAACAGCUUACUGAAUUCCGCUCGAGCUUCAAUCAUUUCGAUAAAAAUCGCACCGGUCGUUUGGCACCAGAGGAAUUCAAAUCAUGUCUAGUAUCUUUAGGAUAUUCAAUUGGCAAGGAUAAACAAGGCGAAAUGGACUUCCAGCGCAUUCUUGCUGUAGUCGAUCCGAACAACUCUGGUUAUGUGCAAUUUGAUGCGUUCUUAGACUUUAUGACAAGAGAGAGUACCGACACAGACACUGCCGAACAAGUUAUCGAUUCCUUUAGAAUUUUGGCUUCCGACAAGCCAUACAUUUUGCCAGACGAACUACGUCGCGAAUUGCCACCAGAUCAAGCAGAGUAUUGUAUCCAAAGGAUGCCACCUUACAAGGGCCCAAAUGCUAUUCCUGGAGCACUUGAUUAUAUGUCAUUCAGUACUGCUUUGUACGGCGAGAGUGACUUGUAGAUAAGUUACAUUAAAAGUCAUUCACGUAUUACUUUUUUACGCGCAAAUUAAGCUCUGCUAAGUGUUACAUGCCAUAUAUUGUGUUUUCAUAAAAUGCUAAGAUAAACUAGGAAACACCACUCUUACAACCACACAUGCGAAAUAGUCCCCACCAAAGAUUUGUAUAUGCUUUGGUAAAGCGAUUUUUCGAAUUAAGAAUUCUUCGAAUCCAUCCAUUAUCGCGACAAGCAAUUUUUAUAUUAAAUGCCAUAAAAACACGAAACAACUCGAGAGGGAGGAAGAGAUGAUAACGCUACGAUACAUGUGAAUCUAA
Sabethes cyaneus is the source of this 3368-nucleotide messenger RNA. It is a transcript of the gene Actn, whose product is annotated as alpha-actinin, sarcomeric. Gene Ontology annotation, biological process: muscle cell development; actin cytoskeleton organization. The transcript is spliced from 12 exons. The record is from RefSeq and is a predicted model, not a curated record. Gene Ontology annotation, cellular component: plasma membrane; cell projection; cell junction. Bases 362 to 3055 code for a protein of 897 amino acids. Gene Ontology annotation, molecular function: actin filament binding; calcium ion binding. NCBI's taxonomy places the organism in Eukaryota, Metazoa, Arthropoda, Insecta, Diptera, Culicidae.